AUGACCGGAGGGAAUCCGGUGACGGUGGCGGGCACAGAGAGACCAUCGGAGUGGAGCGGGGACGCGAUACGCCGGCGUUUCCUUGAUUUCUACGCCGCCCGUGGCCACAAGAUACUUCCGAGCUCGUCUCUCGUGCCCGAUGACCCCACCGUGUUCCUCACCAUAGCUGGGAUGCUUCAGUUCAAGCCUAUAUUUCUUGGCAAGGAACCUAGGCGUGUACCAUGUGCCACCACCUCCCAGAAAUGUAUACGGACAAAUGACAUUGAGAAUGUGGGACGCACAUCCCGACAUCAAACCUUCUUUGAGAUGCUUGGGAACUUCAGCUUUGGCGAUUACUUCAAGAAGGACGCAAUCAAAUGGGCAUGGGAGCUGACAACCAAGGAGUAUGAACAAUUCCUUUAUUCCGCAUGCAUCAUGAUAUCCAUGAUGGCAAAGGAAUCCACUUUACUCCACUGGGUUUUAAUGGGUAGUUAUAGUCCCCUGAACCUUUUGGGUCCACUUAACCUCCUGAACUUCUUUUUGGUCUACUUAACUCCUGGAACUUAUAAUAAUGGGUCACUUCACUGUUCACUCCCUGACAUCACAUGUGGAUGGUAUGGAUUACCCCCAGAAAGAUUGUGGAUUAGUGUAUUUGAAGAUGACGACGAGGCAUUCUCUAUUUGGCUCAAUGAGGUUGGUGUACCAAAGGAACGGAUAAAGAGGAUGGGCGAGGAUGAUAAUUUUUGGACUAGUGGUGCAACUGGACCUUGCGGACCAUGUUCUGAAAUGUAUUAUGAUUUCCAUCCUGAGAGAGGAUCCUUGAAUGCGGAUUUGAAUGAUGAUAGCCGAUUUAUCGAAUUCUAUAAUCUUGUCUUCAUGCAAUACAACAAAAAUGAUGAUGGAUCUCUAGAACCAUUGAAACAAAAGAACAUUGAUACAGGAAUGGGGCUUGAGCGUAUGGCGCGCAUUCUUCAAAAUGUUCCAAACAAUUACGAGACAGACUUGAUUUUCCCAAUAAUGGAAAAGGCAGCAAGCAUGGCGCUAGUUUCCUACGGUAAAGCUGAUGAUGCUAUGAGGACAAAUCUUAAAGUAAUUGGUGAUCACAUGAGGGCAGUUGUUUAUCUCAUAUCAGAUGGGGUCAUCCCCUCGAAUAUUGGGAGAGGAUAUGUUGUUCGAAGGCUUAUAAGAAGGGUCGUCCGGACUGGUAGAUUGAUAGGUAUGAGAGGUGAUGGGCAUGAGAACUCUGAAGGUGCAUUUUUACCUUCUCUAGCUGAGACAGUAAUUAGCCUUAGCAGUGAGAUAGAUCCAGAUGUUGAAUCAAGGCGGAAAUCAAUUCUUGGAGAACUUCUAAGGGAAGAGCUGCGAUUUGUACAGACUCUGGGAAGAGGUGAAAAGUUAUUAGAUGAACUUUUGGAUGAGGCAUUAGGUAGUGCUGGCGGGGACAAGCCUUGCCUAUCUGGAAAAGAUGUAUUUCUUUUAUAUGAUACAUAUGGUUUCCCCAUUGAGAUUACAGCUGAAAUAGCUAGUGAACGGGGUGUUACUAUUGAUAUGAAGGGGUUUGAUAUUGAAAUGGAAAACCAAAGAAAACAAUCUCAGGCUGCUCACAAUGUUAUCAAACUUUCUGUGGGAAAUGAGACCGAGAUUGUCAAAAGUAUCCCUGAUACUGAAUUUUUAGGGUAUGAGUCCCUUUUUGCAACAGCUGUUGUUAAAGCUCUUUUAAUUAAUGGAAACCCAGUAGAAAAUGUUUCAGAAGGUACUGAUGUGGAAAUACUAUUAGACCGAACACCGUUCUAUGCUGAAUCAGGUGGUCAAGUUGGAGACAAUGGUUUCUUAUAUGUGUAUGGAGAGGAAGGUGGGAAACAAAAUGCAGUCAUACAAAUCAAAGAUGUCCAAAAAUCCCUGGGAAACAUCUUUGUUCACAAAGGCACAAUUAAACAGGGGUCAGUCGAGGUUGGAAAGAAAAUCGACGCUGCAGUUGAUGGAAAACUGAGGCAGGGAGCCAAGGCUCAUCAUACUGCUACACAUCUACUACAGUCCGCUCUUAAAAGUGUCAUUGGUUCAGAGACAUCACAGGCUGGAUCCCUUGUGGCUUUUGACCGCCUCCGAUUUGACUUCAGUUUCCAUCGGCCCCUUACAGAAAAGGAGUUACUGGAAAUUGAAUCACUGGUGAACCAAUGGAUUAGCGACGCAACACAUCUCGAGACAAAUGUGAUGGCAUUACAAGAUGCGAAAAAUGCUGGUGCCACUGCAAUGUUCGGAGAAAAAUAUGGUGAACAGGUUAGAGUUGUCGAGGUCCCUGGGGUGUCGAUGGAACUGUGCGGUGGAACUCAUGUCAGUAAUACUGCGGAGAUCCGUGGAUUCAAGAUAAUCUCAGAACAGGGAAUAGCUUCUGGAGUCAGAAGGAUCGAGGCAGUUGCAGGUGAUGCGUUUGUUGAGUAUGUUUGUUCACGGGACAACUACAUGCGACACUUAUGCUCUUCGCUUAAGAAACAGUUAUUUAGAAAUCACUUGACUAAACACUUCAUGCUUGUUACAAGCAAUACCUUGUCCCAUGUGGGUAGUGUGAUUAGAGAGUGCAAGAGAGAGGUCAAAGCAGAAGAUGUCAACAGCAGAGUAGAAACAAUUCUUGAAGAACUAAGAACAGCGAGAAAUGAAGCAUCAUCUCUACACAGCAAAAUCGCAGUGCUUAAAGCAGCAUCCCUGGCAAGUAAAGCUGUACUCGUUGAACCUCAUAAUGUCAGGAUCCUAGUUGAGAACAUGGGGGACGUGGAUGCUGAUGCGCUGAAAAGCGCAGCCGAGCAUCUCGUGGGAACCCUCCAAGACCCAGCCGCGGUGAUUUUAGGUUCAAGUCCAGGAGACGGUAAGGUGAGCCUGGUCGCUGCCUUCAGUCCUGGAGUCGUGAAAUUGGGAGUGCAAGCGGGCAAGUUUGUGGGUGGAAUAGCGAAACUUUGCGGUGGAGGUGGUGGCGGCAAACCGAACUUUGCUCAGGCUGGCGGUCGGAAGCCAGAGAACUUACCAGAUGCCCUAGAGAAGGCUAGAGCUGAAAUUGUUGCAGUGGUAUCUUCAAAAGCCAGCUGA
Triticum turgidum subsp. durum (durum wheat) is the source of this 3057-nucleotide messenger RNA. The record is from the annotation of a GenBank genome assembly. Lineage: Eukaryota; Viridiplantae; Streptophyta; Magnoliopsida; Poales; Poaceae.